AUGAGCGAUCAAAAACCUAUAGCCUAUCUUCUAUCAGGAGUGCGCACACCAAUCGGUUCAUUCCGCGGUGCUCUCUCUACUCUAUCGUCCGUCGAAUUAGGCACGAUCGUGGCAAAAGAAGCGCUAAAGCGGGCAGAUGCAUCACCCAAUCAAAUCGAGGAGACGUUUGUUGGCUCGGUGUUGACGGCUAACGGAGGUCAAAAUGUGGCACGACAAAUAGCGAUAGCUGCUGGUCUCCCGAAAGACUCACAAGCCGUCACUGUCAACAAGGUUUGCUCAUCGUCAUUGAAAGCUCUCCAGCUGGCAUGUUUAUCGAUUCAGGCAGGUUAUCGAGAGCGAUGUCUCGUCGUCGGAGCUGAAUCAAUGAGCCAAGUGCCGUUCUACAUGCCUCGUGGUGAAAUACCUUAUGGUGGACUUAAACUUAUUGACGGAAUCGCGAAGGAUGGUUUGGAAGAUGCGAUAGUUCAAUGGCCAAUGGGGCUAUGUGCUGAAAAAUCGGUUACGGAUUAUGGAAUCACGCGAGAGCAAAGCGACACCUAUGCGAUUGAAAGCUACAAGAAAGCGGCCAAUGCUUGGGAGACUGGUCUUUUUGUAAACGAAGUCUUAACCGUGCAAAUUCCGCAAAAACGAGGCGAACCGAAAAUUUGUGCCGAAGAUGAGGAAUUCAAGAAACUCAUGGAGACAAAGGUACCAACUUUAUCAGCAUCUUUCAAAAAAGAUGGUGGAACGAUCACCGCUGCCAACGCUUCUUCUCUUAACGAUGGAGCUGUAGCUGGUGUUGUGACGGCAAAAUUGCCUCAAGGGAGUGUGGCUUUGGCUGAAAUCCUUGGUAUCACCGAGGCUGGUCUUGAUCCUGUCGAUUUCACAGUGGCGCCCGUCUUUGCUGCUAGAAAACUUCUUGCGCAGUUCAAAAUUGAGCCCUCGGCUAUUGCGCUGUGGGAAGUGAAUGAGGCGUUUUCGGCAACAGCUUUGGCUUUUAUAAAGGAAUUGAAUAUUGAUCCACUUCUCGUCAACGUGAAAGGAGGCGCUGUUGCUCUUGGGCAUCCAUUGGGAAUGUCUGGUCUUCGAAUUGUCGUCUCAUUGGCCCACUCGCUAAAAUCGGGACAACUCGGCGUGGCCGCUAUUUGCAACGGAGGCGGCGAAGCGAUGGCUGUUUUACUACGAAAACCC
Molecule: messenger RNA, 1170 nt
Organism: Mesorhabditis belari
Lineage: Eukaryota; Metazoa; Nematoda; Chromadorea; Rhabditida; Rhabditidae
Source: the annotation of a GenBank genome assembly